Molecule: messenger RNA, 3137 nt
Organism: Lathyrus oleraceus (garden pea)
Lineage: Eukaryota; Viridiplantae; Streptophyta; Magnoliopsida; Fabales; Fabaceae
Product: F-box/LRR-repeat protein At1g67190
Exons: 7
Coding region: 1578-2837 (419 amino acids)
Molecular function (GO): protein binding
Source: RefSeq, a predicted model, not a curated record
CCUCUAUCUUAACCACCGUCAUCAAAUCAACAUUAAUCUUCACCUUCGAUUCACGCGUGUAGAAUCAUGAAGAAACGGAAUUGAAAUCGAGUCGCAAAGGGAUCGAGUUUAUCAUGUGCAAUCAAAUUGAAGAGAAAACGAACCGAAUUGGAUUGGUGACGCCGACAGGGCCUCCGCAAUUAUUUGGGCCGGCCCGAAGGGAAGAGCUUAACAGAAUGGGGCAGUUUGGGCAACCGUUAGGGCACUGUUAACUCAGUAAAACCUUCCAAGAGCAAAACAGUUCUCCUCCAGUGGCUGGUUCAGUUUCAAGUUCAAGUUGGUAUCAUGUUGUCGCGUCGCGGUUGAGCUAUUGUAGAAUGGUUCGCUGCAGAACUUUGGGUCACAAUACCGGUAUGCGACUGCCAGAGUUUUGCAGGAUUAUGGAUAUCAUCUGGUGCGUGGCAUGGAUGUUUAGCAUAGCGUGGGUUCGAUAUCGGUCUUGAAUCAUGUGGAUUGUGAAACUUGACAUUAUGAUGGAAGGGUGAUGAAAAGGCUUUGUUGUUGGUUGGCUUAAUGAUGCAACUAAUGUGAUACAAACAUGCUUCGGGUCGGUUUUCCUCAUGGUUGCACAGGUUCAUGGCAUGGUUAUCUUGCACCUCGGUUAUGUGGCACAUUAUGCAGGUUUCGUUUUGAAGAGAGUGGGAGGGUUGAAAAUCAGUUGGGAACAAUGCUGCCAAGAGGUGAGGCCUUCAGAUGUUGAAGAUUUAUUAUAGUCAUUCUACAAUGAUGAUGACAAGUAUCCAAGGGCUUCAUCUCAUAAUGAGAGCCAUAUACAGGUGGCAUUGAUUGCGUUCUCUCGGAAAAUUCCCGCAGUGAUAUUCGACAAACAGGACAAAUUACAUUCUGCUGCAGCCAUAAAUCUAUGUCGGCAUUGUGUCGUGAUACGCUGAAUCAUUGUGGUUGUUAAUGUUUCGAUUGCGGCGUGCUGGUUGUAGCUAGUGUGCAUUUGGAAGCUUGUUGUCGGUUUGUUUCAUGGCUUGAGUUCUGAUGAGGAGUUCUGUUUUGAUGCCGUUACAAUUGCUUGUACAUGGUUUUGCUUUACUCAUGCUGCAAAUGGAUAUGUUGCAGGAGAAUUUGGACUGAGGUGGAUCCUUCUGCAUUUUGUCAACCACCAUGCCUUGUUUCUGCGUGUUCUGCUCGCGCUAUCGCGUUUUGUUUGCCAUUAGACAUGGUUUGUAGUAUAUGAUCACAUAAUUUGACGACUACCCGUCUUGAGAUUUUGAUCACGCAGACGAUAUUACAGAUAUCGGGGUUGCAGUCGCUUUCCAUUUUGAUGGAAGAUGUCGAUGAAUUCUCGGCUUCUGCUGUUAUUGCUUGGCUUAUGUACACCAGGGAAACUCUGCGGGAGUUGUUUUAUAAUUUUCUCACAUCAAUGGGUGCGUGUAAGGAUCUUGUUCCUUUUCUGUAUAAACCCAACAACAUUCAACAAUCUUCAUUCAUUUCUCCUUCAAUUCCUACUAUUCAGUUAACACAAGACACUGUGUUUGUGUUUGUGUUGUGAAAUUGUGAGAAAUUUGCAAGGUGUAUUGUGAUUUCAUAUGGAGCAGCUUCCUGUUGAAGUGAUUGGGAACAUACUGUCCCAUCUCAAGGCUGCUAGAGAUGUGGUUAUAGCCUCAGCAACAUGCAAGAAAUGGAGAUUUGCAUGCUGCAAACAUCUUCACACACUCUCUUUCAGCUCUAAUGAUUGGCCGGUUUACCGUGAUUUGACGACUGCCCGUCUUGAGAUUUUGAUCACGCAGACGAUAUUACAGAUAUCGGGGUUGCAGUCGCUUUCCAUUUUGAUGGAAGAUGUCGAUGAAUUCUCGGCUUCUGCUGUUAUUGCUUGGCUUAUGUACACCAGGGAAACUCUGCGGGAGUUGUUUUAUAAUGUGAAGACUAUGCCGAAUGUUAACAUUCUUGAGAUAUGUGGUAGGCAUAAGCUGGAAAUCCUUGACUUGUCUCCUAAUUCUAUUGUUGGGGUUGAGCCGAAUUAUCAGAGGUUCCCUUGUUUGAAAUCGCUUUCGUUGAGUUAUGUUACUAUAUCUGCGUUGGAUUUGAAUCUUUUGGUGUCUGCUUGUCCGAGGAUUGAAGCUUUGGAGCUUGUGAAUCCGGAGAUCGCGAUGUCGGAUGGUCAAGUGACCGUUGAGUUGAGUAGCUCGACGCUGAAGAGUGUUUAUGUAGAAGCAAUCAGUUUGGACAAGUUUGUAUUGGAGGCGGAUGGGAUUGAGUGUUUGUACUUGAAAGAUUGUGCUCUCGAGGAUUUUGAACUCAUUGGAAAGGGGACGUUGAAGAGUUUUAGGAUCGACGAUGUUAGCGUUAUACAUCUUGAUAUUGGCGAGAUUGUUGAGAAUCUUGAGAGUGUGGAUAUCAGCAACUUCACGAUUAUAUGGCCAAAGUUUUACCAGAUGAUAUCGAGAUCGUCAAAUUUAAAGCGGCUUAGGCUUUGGGAUGUGAUGUUUGAUGACGAGGACGAGGUUGUGGAUUUGGAAACAAUUGCCACUUGCUUUCCACAGCUGAGUCAUUUAUCUCUGAGUUAUGAUGUGAGAGAUGGAGUGCUUCACUACGGGUUACUAGGCUCUUCUGAUCUGGAGAAUGUUGUUGUCUUGGAGCUCGGCUGGAGCGUGAUUAAUGAUCUUUUCUCCCAGUGGGUUGAAGGGCUGCUUAAGCGUUGCCCAAUUCUCAAGAAGCUAGUCAUUCAUGGUAUUGUUUCCGAGGCCAAGACUGAUGAAGAAUGCAAGAUGUUAGCCAAUUUCACGACUUCCAUGAUUGAGCUGAUGAGGAGAUACACAGAUGUAGAUCCACAUUUUAAAUUUGAAUAGGAUUCUUCUUCUAAAUGAUGCCUUGUUAUAGCUCAGACUUGUUUUAAGUCUGAUUAUGCUGGCAAAUUUGCAGGUAACUUACAGAUAUCAAGAGUUUAUGAACAAUUUUUACUCGGUUAUUGGUAUGAAUCCCUAUUCAAAAUCAGGAAUUUGAUCACUUUGUUUGCAAAGGAAAAGUUAUUAAAUAUUAACUAAUUUCAAUAUGUCAGAUAUUGUAACUGAUUUGAGUUGUUACAAUUUACAAUUAGUGGUGGCAUUUAUGAGGCCUUCAAAGUUAUACCAUUAGGAAUUUUUGCUAGA